This is a messenger RNA of Leptosia nina, 1005 nucleotides long. The record is from the annotation of a GenBank genome assembly. NCBI's taxonomy places the organism in Eukaryota, Metazoa, Arthropoda, Insecta, Lepidoptera, Pieridae.
AUGGUCGUAGCUAUAGGAUUUGAAGGAAGUGCCAAUAAAUUGGGUGUGGGAAUUAUUAGAGAUGGAGAAAUACUUGCGAAUUGUCGACGGACGUUUAUAACACCGCCCGGGGAAGGUUUUCUGCCCCGAGAAACAGCAGAACAUCAUAGGCAGAAUAUCCAUGAGGUUUUAAAAGAGGCCUUAGAUCAAUCAGGACUAAAACCUGAAGAAUUGGAUGUUGUAUGUUACACCAAAGGACCAGGAAUGGGUGCACCAUUAAGUGUGUGUGCUAUAGUCGCAAGAACUUGUGCCUUGUUGUGGAACAAACCUAUACUUGGUGUUAAUCAUUGUAUUGGACAUAUUGAAAUGGGAAGAUUGAUAACAAAAGCCAAUAAUCCAACUGUUUUAUAUGUAAGUGGGGGUAACACACAAAUAAUAGCUUACUCAAGACGAAGAUACAGGAUAUUUGGUGAAACAAUUGAUAUUGCUGUAGGAAAUUGCUUAGAUAGAUUCGCAAGAGUAUUAAAACUGUCAAAUGCACCAAGCCCUGGAUACAAUAUAGAACAAAUGGCAAAAAGUGGAAAGAAAUAUUUACAUUUGCCGUACUGUGUCAAAGGAAUGGAUGUUAGUUUCUCUGGAAUUCUAUCAUACAUGGAAGACAAAAUAGAUGACUUGCUGAAGGAUUACACUCCUGAAGAUUUGUGCUACUCGCUACAGGAGACAGUUUUUGCUAUGUUAGUGGAAAUCACUGAGAGAGCCAUGGCGCACUGUGCUUCAGAUGAGGUGUUAAUAGUUGGUGGUGUCGGUUGCAAUGAAAGAUUACAAGAGAUGAUGGGCGUAAUGUGUGAAGAGAGAGGAGCCAAAAUAUUUGCAACUGAUGAGCGAUUUUGCAUAGACAAUGGUGUUAUGAUCGCAUAUGCAGGUGCUUUGGCAUAUGCAUCCGGAACUAGAAUGGAGUUUGAAGAUGCAACGAUCACUCAGCGAUAUAGAACUGAUGACGUUUUGGUUACUUGGCGAAAUGAUUAA